Messenger RNA from Aplosporella prunicola CBS 121167, 2329 nucleotides. RefSeq lists its product as uncharacterized. Gene Ontology annotation, cellular component: membrane. The record is from RefSeq and is a predicted model, not a curated record. Lineage: Eukaryota; Fungi; Ascomycota; Dothideomycetes; Botryosphaeriales; Aplosporellaceae. Gene Ontology annotation, molecular function: amino acid transmembrane transporter activity. The transcript is spliced from 2 exons. Bases 476 to 2230 code for a protein of 584 amino acids. Gene Ontology annotation, biological process: amino acid transmembrane transport.
CGGACGGAAGGUGGUGAGAAGGAUCAUGGCUGACUGCCGUGGUACGGUGGCGCGGCUUGGCCCGCGGGCGGAGGCAGGCGAACAGGCAGGCAGAGAGAUAACCGGUAGCGGGAGAACUCGAGGGACUCGAAAGAACUCGGACUCGGGCUCAGCCGAUUGUUAUCAGCUUGUCAGUGGCGAGCCGGACGGGUGUGCCGCUAACCCCCCACAUUCGCUAGUAGAGGCCGGGAUGCUGCUUAUCUCGCGCGCCCUCGCCGCGAACAGACAGGAUAAGCGUGUGCGCCCGUACAGCGACAGUAGCAGUAGGUAACCACUUAUCAGCCUGCCGUUGCUGAAUGCGGCCGCCCGCCGCCUUUCUUUCUUUCUUUCUUUAAUAAACGCCCUGCCCGCCCCGGCCGUCGCUUUCAUCACCCACGUCAGCAUCCACCAACUACCACUCGUUCCCUCUUUCUCUCCCUCUCUCCCAUCUCACACAAUGGAGACUGAAAAGGGCGUCCACGACACCUACUCGUCUGAGUCGCCCGUCCCGCCCGCAGUCGGCGAGUCGGCUGCCCACAAAGACAAAUGGACUACGCGCUUCGUUGACAGCUUUCGCCGCGACCCCAACGCCGGCACCACUGCCUCGCAUGGCAAUGGUGGCAAGGGCUUUGACAUUGAGACGGCCGCCGCCGCCACGGCCGAGUCGCCGCUCGCCCGCAAGCUCAAAGGUCGUCACUUGCAGAUGAUUGCCAUUGGUGGAUCUAUUGGUACUGGUCUCUUCGUCGGUUCCGGCAAGGCUCUGGCCGCCGGCGGCCCCGCGUCGUUGCUCAUUGCUUUCGGUCUGAUCGGCGUCAUGCUUUACUGCACCGUCCACGCCCUGGGCGAGAUGGCCGUGCUGUUUCCCGUUGCCGGCUCCUUCUCAGCCUACUCGACGCGCUUCAUUGACCCCGCGUGGGGCUUCGCCAUGGGCUGGAACUACGCCAUGCAGUGGCUGGUCGUGCUGCCGCUGGAAAUCGUCGCCGCGUCCAUCACUGUCAACUUCUGGAACCACGGCGAGAUCGACAACAGCGCGUGGGUGACCAUCUUCCUCGUCCUCAUCAUCUCGAUCAACAUGUUUGGCGUCAAGGGCUACGGCGAGGCCGAGUUCGUCUUCUCCAUCAUCAAGGUCAUAGCCGUCAUCGGCUUCAUCAUCCUCGGCAUCAUCCUCAACGUCGGCGGCGGACCCCACGGCGGCUACAUCGGCGGCCGGUACUGGCACAACCCAGGCGCCUUCAACCACGGCUUCAAAGGCCUGUGCAGCGUCUUCGUCACAGCCGCCUUCUCGUUUGCUGGCACCGAGCUGGUCGGUCUGGCCGCGGCCGAGACGGCCAACCCGCGCAAGGCGCUGCCCACGGCCGUCAAGCAGGUCUUCUGGCGCAUCACGCUCUUUUACAUUGUCUCGCUGACGCUCGUCGGCCUGCUGGUGCCGUACAACGACCACCGUUUGCUGAGCGGCAGUUCGUCGGCCGACGCAACCGCCUCGCCCUUUGUCAUCGCGAUCCAGAACGCGGGCAUCAGCGGCCUGCCGUCGGUCAUCAACGUCGUCAUCAUGAUUUCCGUGCUCUCGGUCGGCAACUCGUCCAUCUACGCGUCGUCGCGCACGCUGGCCGGUCUGGCGAGCCAGGGCCAGGCGCCGCGCAUCUUCGGCUACAUUGACCGCAAGGGCCGUCCGAUGGUCGGCAUCAUCUUCUCGUCGGCGCUGGGCUUCCUGGCGUACCUGGCAUCGUCUCCCGCCGAGGGCGACGUGCUGAGCUGGAUGCUGGCCAUCUCGGGCCUGUCGUCCAUCUUCACGUGGGGCAGCAUCUGCCUGGCCCACAUCCGGUUCCGACGCGGCUGGGCAGCGCAGGGCCACACACUCGACGAGCUAGCGUUCCGCUCGCAGCCAGGGACCAUCGGGUCGUGGUGCGGGCUGAUCUUCAACAUCCUGGUGCUCAUCGCGCAGUUCUGGACGGGCUUUGCGCCCAUCGGCUACUCGGAGAUGAGCGCGGGCGAGAUGGUCGAGAGCUUCUUCGCCGCGUACAUUGCCUUCCCCAUUGUCUUGCUCUUCUACUUCCCCUACAAGUUCUGGUACAAGACGCCGUUUGUGCGCGCCAAGGAUAUGGAUCUGCAUACCGGUAUCCGCGAGAUGAAUCUCGCUGAGCUGAUUGCCGAGGAGAGGGCGGAGCAGGCGACGUGGCCGGCUUGGAAGCGCGCGUGGAAGUUUUUGUGCUAGUUGCUUGCGUACGCGCGCACGGGUUGCUGCCGAGGUGGAGGCUUUUUCUUCUUCUUGUUGUUGUUCAUGUUGCCGAUGUUGUUGAUGAUCUUUUUUUUU